AUGAAAGAUGCCCAUGCUUAUGCGAUGAAAGCAGCAAACCGCCUUAUUCAGAUUGUCCAAGAUCUACUCGGUUGUAAUCGCAUUCUACAAUGCCCUAUUCACAUUGUACCAGCUUUGUUUGCAGCCAUGGGCAUGCAAGCCGUUGAUAUCUAUUCAGAUGAUGAGCUACAGGGGCAACUCGGCGCAGUAAGAACCAAAGUCGCUAUGCUGGCUUUACAACAGCUACAAGAAACAUGGCCAGUCAGCGGAUGGAUUUUCUCUCUCUUCAAGAAGAUUGUGCGACGCAUACAAGAUAAGAAUGAGUUUCUUCCCAACGAGCCAGUAAACGCAUCCCCAGUCCAGACCAAGACUCAAUUUCAGGCCGAUAUGCCACCGCCCCCGAAUGGGCUGCAAGUCGAUUCGCACGCAUUGGUGAACGGGAAAACACUUUACCAAGACCCAAAUCUGUCUCAACUCUACGCCAUGGCAGGUCAUCCUACUGGGCGGUAUCUCUUCCAAACCAUGCCGACGAUGCCGGUAGCCUACCCAGGUUCAGAUUGGCAAAGUAUUUAUGAUGAUGGAACUUGGGGAGAUUUCGAAUACGAGAUCUAG
Molecule: messenger RNA, 591 nt
Organism: Exophiala bonariae
Lineage: Eukaryota; Fungi; Ascomycota; Eurotiomycetes; Chaetothyriales; Herpotrichiellaceae
Exons: 1
Coding region: 1-591 (196 amino acids)
Source: RefSeq, a predicted model, not a curated record